CGCCACCGCCACCGCCACACAUCGCCGCCCGUCUGCUCCAAAGCCCUGCGCAUUCGCGUCAUGGCCUCCGUUCGUCAGAACAGCCAGCUGUACCGCCCCAUCCCCAUUCCCCUGCACCUGCAACUGCCGUUGGUGUUGGUGCUGUCGCUGCACCUUUCCGGUGUCUGCGGCGUCAUCGACCGCCUGGUGGUGCAGACGUCCUCCGGCCCGGUUCGGGGCCGUUCGGUGACGGUGCAGGGGCGCGAGGUGCACGUCUACACGGGCAUCCCGUACGCGAAGCCGCCCGUCGAGGACCUACGCUUCCGGAAGCCGGUGCCGGCAGAGCCAUGGCACGGCGUGCUCGAUGCCACCCGCCUUUCCGCCACCUGCGUUCAAGAGCGAUAUGAGUACUUCCCGGGCUUCUCCGGCGAGGAGAUCUGGAACCCCAACACCAAUGUAUCCGAGGACUGCCUUUAUAUAAACGUUUGGGCUCCUGCCAAGGCACGUCUCCGCCAUGGGCGUGGUGCCAACGGGGGUGAGCACUCCAAUGGAAAGCAGGGGGACACGGACCACCUGAUCCACAAUGGAAAUCCUCAAAACACAACAAACGGGCUCCCAAUUCUUAUUUGGAUCUAUGGAGGAGGUUUUAUGACUGGAUCCGCCACCCUGGACAUCUACAAUGCGGAUAUUAUGGCCGCCGUUGGCAAUGUGAUAGUGGCUUCCUUCCAAUACCGCGUAGGCGCCUUUGGGUUCCUGCAUCUGGCGCCGGAGAUGCCUUCGGAGUUUGCGGAGGAGGCUCCGGGCAAUGUGGGUCUCUGGGAUCAAGCUCUGGCCAUCCGCUGGCUAAAGGACAAUGCCCAUGCCUUUGGCGGUAAUCCCGAAUGGAUGACUCUGUUUGGCGAGUCGGCGGGUUCCAGUUCUGUCAAUGCCCAGCUGAUGUCGCCUGUGACUAGGGGCGUGGUCAAGAGGGGUAUGAUGCAGUCUGGCACCAUGAAUGCACCCUGGAGUCAUAUGACAUCCGAGAAGGCCGUCGAAAUCGGCAAAGCGCUGAUCAAUGACUGCAAUUGCAAUGCCUCCAUGCUCAAGACUAAUCCCGCUCAUGUCAUGAGCUGCAUGCGUUCGGUGGACGCCAAGACCAUUUCGGUGCAGCAAUGGAAUUCGUACUCGGGCAUCCUCAGCUUCCCGUCGGCGCCGACAAUUGACGGAGCCUUCCUGCCGGCGGAUCCCAUGACGCUGUUGCAAACGGCGGACCUCAAGGACUACGACAUCCUGAUGGGAAACGUCAGGGAUGAGGGCACUUACUUCUUGCUGUACGAUUUCAUCGAUUACUUCGAUAAGGACGACGCCACGGCCCUGCCGCGGGAUAAAUACCUUGAAAUAAUGAACAACAUUUUUGGCAAGGCAACGCAGGCGGAACGCGAGGCCAUCAUAUUUCAGUACACCAGCUGGGAGGGAAAUCCGGGAUAUCAGAAUCAGCAGCAGAUUGGACGCGCCGUGGGCGAUCACUUCUUCACCUGCCCAACCAACGAGUACGCCCAGGCCCUGGCGGAGCGAGGCGCCUCCGUGCACUACUACUAUUUCACACACCGCACAAGCACUUCGUUGUGGGGCGAAUGGAUGGGCGUGCUGCACGGCGAUGAGAUUGAGUACUUCUUCGGCCAGCCGCUAAACAACUCCCUGCAGUAUCGGCCUGUGGAGCGAGAGCUGGGCAAGCGUAUGCUCAGUUCGGUCAUCGAGUUCGCCAAGACGGGCAAUCCAGCUCAGGAUGGCGAGGAAUGGCCCAACUUCUCGAAGGAGGAUCCGGUCUAUUACAUAUUCAGCACAGACGAUAAGAUCGAGAAACUAGCUCGAGGUCCUUUGGCGGCCCGCUGCUCCUUCUGGAACGAUUACUUGCCGAAAGUCAGGAGUUGGGCAGGAACUGGCUGCGAUGGAAACUCGGGAAGUGCUUCCACAACCCCCCGACUGCCGAUCCUAGGAAUCGCCAUCCUGCUCUACAUCUGCGCUGCAUUGCAAACCAAGGGGGUUUUCUAAAAGAAGACCACGCCUGGUCGAAUCAACACACAAUAGGAAACAUUUAAAUACGAAACCCAGAAACAUCAAUGCCACAGCAACACACACUUAAAAUUAGAACACUUAUAAUAAUAAAAUUUAGCAAACUGACGGAGGACAAGAUUUUUAUGUAUGUAGGCACAGAAGUAUGUAUGAGUAUCAGAAGGCGAUUUGUUUACGGAAUUUAGUAGGAUCGGUUAUAGAGCAAGUCGAUGGCAAUUGCUGAAAAUUUGUAAAUUGAACUUAGAGCUCUAUGCACCCCAAGGAGUCGGUAGACCCCAGUGACCACUGUAGCCAGAAGCCACGAGCCAGAGGCUGGGCCCAAACCCAAUUGUUUUGUCUAGCACGAUGCUAAAUUGCUUAGUUCGAAGAAUAUUGGCCAAAAUAUGGGCACGCAAAUGAGCGCAAUUUUUGAUAAAUAAUUAGAAGAAAAAAAACUUUUGUCUUGCCCUUUUCUGAGGGCUGCCAAAAACGAAACAAUGUUUACAGAUACGUGUUUAACGACGAAUUGAAAACUCGCUCAGAUGACGAAGACAGAUGUUUUUUGCCACGCCCACAUUCCUGAGCGAUCUUUGAGCGCAUUUAAUGGCACAAUUUUAGCCCUUAGUUUGGAAAAAGUCCUUAUUGCCUAACGAUAUUUGGCCAAAUUGCAUUGGUUUCAUACUUAGGUUGAGGGUCCGUUUAAUUUCGAUUUCUUACUUUCCCAAGGAAAAAACACAAUACAAACACAUUUUAACCACACAAGAUUCUUAUGAGAAAACCUAGAUGGACAUUUUUGGAAAAAAAAAUCAACAAUUGUAUUGUACAAAAAAUUGGCAUUGGUUUAUUAGAAUGAAAAGAAAACAACCAAAUAAAAAAAAAAGGAAAAAUUAAAUAAAGAUGAGUAAAUGUAACCCCAAAUUAAGCACAACCCAAAGGAAAUUUUUUCAAACAAAAUUAAUGAAGCAAAUGAUGAAUU
Messenger RNA from Drosophila bipectinata, 2986 nucleotides. Lineage: Eukaryota; Metazoa; Arthropoda; Insecta; Diptera; Drosophilidae. The record is from RefSeq and is a predicted model, not a curated record.